AUGGAGUCAGGGUCAAGAGCUUUGUACGGUUCUAGUUCGACCUUGCAAUGGAUCAAAAUGAAGAAUCUCGGUGCCGGAAGCAAUGGGGUUGUCGAAUUAGUGGAGAUGAUAAACCCUGCUCAUAUGUUAGUCGCCGUUAAAACAUCGCCGUUGUCGGUUUCUUCGCUUGAAAGGGAAUACAGGAUCCUCGAAAUUUUUUUUGACUGCCCGUAUGUCGUUCAAUGCUACGUUCAAUUUCCGGCUUUCGGACGUGACAACUUGAUCCUCGAGUACGCCCAAGGCGGCGAUCUCUUCGAUUUGAUCGAGAAAUACGGCGGUCGAAUACCAGAAUCCGACGUACGGUGCUACACGAAGAUGAUACUCCAAGGACUUAGUUUUGUUCAUAGGAGAGGCUACGUGCAUUGUGAUAUCAAGCCGGAAAAUAUACUCGUUUUUCCUUAUCAAUUCGGUAAUCGUUAUAAUUUGAAGUUAGCUGAUUUCGGCUUGGCCAAGGAACCCGGCGAUGAUACGUGGCUGACUCUAGAGCGUUUCAGAGGUACUCCGGCUUACAUGUCGCCGGAAUCGGUAAAGAAUAGGGAAAUAACGGCUGCUUUGGAUAUAUGGUCGUUGGGGUGCGUUGUGGUUGAGAUGAUCACCGGAGAGAGACCGUGGGAGUCGUCGGUCGACAUCAACGAUUUGGACAGCUUGGCAACGAGGAUCGCUUGGUCGAGGGAUAUACCGGAUAUACCCCGGAAUAUGUCGCCGGACGGGAGAGAUUUUUUGAUGAAGUGCUUUGCUAGGGAUCUUCGUGAGCGUUGGACUGCUGACAGACUAAUGACCCAUCCUUUUCUCACAUUUGAUAAUAAGCGAUCUAUAUGUAAGAGAUAUGAACUCUUUUAA
Hibiscus syriacus is the source of this 879-nucleotide messenger RNA. RefSeq names its product mitogen-activated protein kinase kinase kinase 17-like. Bases 1 to 879 code for a protein of 292 amino acids. The transcript has a single exon. The record is from RefSeq and is a predicted model, not a curated record. Gene Ontology annotation, molecular function: protein kinase activity; ATP binding. Lineage: Eukaryota; Viridiplantae; Streptophyta; Magnoliopsida; Malvales; Malvaceae. Gene Ontology annotation, biological process: protein phosphorylation.